CGGAUAAAUCACUGUAAGAAUUUUAAUAUAAUCUGGCAAUAUUUUUGUACAGCUGUUUUUUAUUACAAAAAAUCUAGUCUUAUUAGUAGAAAAAACAUUAAAGUUUCUAAUAUUUUUAAAUUUUAUUCAAUAAUAUUCUAUAAAAAUAUAACAAAUGGAUCCUAAUUUAAGAAAUCUAAAAGAUUUUCUAACAUUAUACAAUAAAGUGACCGAAUUAUGUUUUACCCGUUGUAUAGACACUUUUAAUGAACGUGAUUUAGCAGAGCAUGAGAAUAUAUGUGUCAAUCGGUGUGUCAAUAAAUUUGCGCAAUUUAAUCAGUCAAUGAUGAAAGUUUAUGUUGAAGUUCAAACGAGUAUAAAUACUAAACGUAUGCAAGAAUUAGAACAGCAACAGCAGCAGCAGCAACAACAAGAGCAAAGUAGUCCAAAUACCACAGCGGCAUCAACGGCUUUUUCAUCCUCGGCCACCACUUCCAAUUUACCGGCCUAGUUUAUUGUUAUUUCUUAUAUAUCUACUUAGUUGUAACUUUUAAUUAAAUACUAAAUUGUUAUUUUUGUCUACAGUUUUAUCCACAAAUAUGAAUCGUAUUUGUUUAGUAGCUUUGAUAGGACUACCAGCUGUUGGUAAGACCACACUUUGUCAUCAUCUAACGGAAAUGGAAUCAUUGCCAUUUAAUGUUCUACAUUUAUGCUAUGAUUGUUAUGUUAACUUUAAUCUGGAAAAUCCCACACAAUACAAAGAACAACGUGAACAACUUUUACAGACCUUAUCAACAAUUAUAAACAAUUUUAAAAACUCCCAUAACUUAACCACGGAAUUGAUUACUCUAAGCGAUUUUUAUAGGAAUCAUCAACAUAAAGAUGUUGUUAUACUAUGUGAUGAUAAUCAUUACUAUCGCAGCAUGCGUUAUAAAUUAUAUCAAUUAGCCCGUGAACAAAAUAUAGGUUUUUGUCAAAUAUAUUUGGAAACUAGUCUAGAUUUAGCUUUGGAACGUAAUAGUUUACGUAGUGGAAUAGGUAAAGUUCCCAAUAAUGUUAUAGUUGAAAUGUCUAAACGUUUGGAAGUUCCUAAUGCCUCUGUAUACAAAUGGGAAGAGAAUACAUUUAUUCUUAGAAAUUUUGAUAGAAAUAAUAUUAGUCAGGAUAUUGUAGCUUAUGUUACACAGUUUCUUGAUGUGCCUGUACAGCCUUUACAAUUAUCAGUUCCCAAAACGCAGACCCCACAAUCAGUGGUCCAUGAAUUGGAUUUACUGAUGAGAAAACGUAUAAGUACAUUAAUUUAUUCCGAAGUGGAGAAAAAUAAGAAAACUUUCGCUAAAAAACUGAAUGAUUUAAGAAAAGAAAUUCUUAAACAAUUUCAGUUAGAUUUGAAUGAUAAUUUUGAAAAAGUAGAUUUAAAUAAAUAUGUGGAAAGGUUAAAGUAAUCUAUCAAUAAAGUUAUAUUUGCUACAUACUGAAACGUUACUCUGUUUCAACUAGUAGAUCAAAAUGUUUGUAUAAAUAUAUUGUAUUUUGGAAAGUUUUUCUAUUAAAUCGAAAUACGGAGUAAUAAUUAUUUAAUAAAAUAGAAUGGGCGAGAAAGUAAAACCAACAAGAUAAUGAAUAUUUAAUUAAUUUUUAUUUGAAUUACAUAUAAACUACAUAUAAUAAACGUUUAUACCUAAAAUUCUCUUUUAUAGAUUCUUAUAUUUUUAAAUAUACUAUUUCAAUACAUAUAUAUUUUUUUCCAAUACUAAUCACUAAUUUUAAAAAUACUCGAGAUAAUGACAAUUACAAAAAUAACUUAACUUUAAAUACAAACACUGCUGAAGAGGAAGUGACAUUAAACCGGUUUGAUUUUUUUUUUUUUUUUUUUUUGUAAAAUGGAAUGCCUGGUUAUUUAAAUGUUAAAGAGAAUUAGAAUGAUGAAAGGAAUAGCAAAUUGUAUAGAUCUAUUAAGUAGUUUUUCAAAAAUUUCAAGAACAGCAGUGUUUACAUCAAAUGUUUCGUUUGGUAGUCAUCAUAUUGGGUUUCAUACAUUAUUUGGAAUUAAAAUUCUUUUCUGAAACACUAUUUAAAAUGAAUUUUCUUUAUUUAUUAUUUUACUUUAAGAUGCAGACAUAUGAAUAUAUUUGAGUAUUUAUGAGAUUAUAUUUUGAGUUGUAUUUUUUUCUUGUUAAAUAAACAUUAUAAUAACUCUUAAAAUUUUUUUAAGAUAAUUAUUAG
This is a messenger RNA of Lucilia sericata (common green bottle fly), 2205 nucleotides long. RefSeq names its product mitochondrial import inner membrane translocase subunit Tim10B. The transcript has 3 exons. NCBI's taxonomy places the organism in Eukaryota, Metazoa, Arthropoda, Insecta, Diptera, Calliphoridae. The coding region runs from base 155 to 490 and encodes 111 amino acids. Gene Ontology annotation, cellular component: mitochondrial intermembrane space chaperone complex. The record is from RefSeq and is a predicted model, not a curated record.